AUGGCUAAACACUUUAAAGAAGAGAGUAGCUGUUUUACCUGCUUAAAUUAUCUUGAAAAACCCAUAUACCUGAAAUGUGGAUAUGUCUGCUGCCUCCAAUGCAUCCACUCACUGCAGAAGGAGCCCCAUGGGGAAGGUUUAUUGUGCCCCUCCUGCUCUAAGGUCUCUCAGAAGAAAGAUAUCAGGCCCACUCCCCAGCUGGGGAAACUGGUUUCCAAGAUCAAGGAACUAGAGCCCCAGCUGAGAACUGUUCUACAGAUAAACCCGAGGAUGAUGAAAUUUCGAGUGGAUAUGACCUUAGAUGUGGACACAGCCAACAAUUAUCUCAUAAUUUCUGAUGACCUGAGGAAUGUCCAUUGUGGGUAUUUCAAUCAGAAUAAGAAAGAGUGUGCAGAGAGAUUCAACUAUGCAUUGUGUGUCCUGGGCUCCCUGCGGUUCACUUCUGGCCGCCAUUACUGGGAGGUGGACAUGGGCACAAGCAAAGAAUGGGACGUGGGUGUUUGCAAAGAAUCAGUUAAUCGACAAGGGGUAAUUCUACUCUCUUCAGAACUGGGCUUCUGGACUGUGGGUUUGAGAAAUGGAGACUUCUUCUCUGCCAGCACUAUACCUUUGACUGCUCUCUCGGUGAACCCCCGGUUAAACCGAGUGGGGAUUUUUCUGGACAUAGCUAUGGGGAUCAUUUCCUUUUGUGAUGUUACUGAUGGAUCCCAUAUCUUUACAUUCACUACAAUUUCUACUGAAGAGCCACUGCGUCCAUUUCUUGCUCCUGCAAGUGCAAUUCAUGAUGAUCAAGGCUAUUUGAGAAUCUGUCCUGUGAUGAAUUCAGGUAUGACCAGUCCCCAGAUUUAUCCUGGGCAAGGCAAAUAAGCCUUUGACUACAGAAACAUUUAGAGAAAAUUGCUGUGCUCAUAACCAUAGCUAAGGACGUUUCUUCUUGGCACACAUAUGGUACAAAGAUAUUGCAAACAGUAUGGAGCAUUUAUGAAUCAUAAAUACUGUAUUGUUUACGGAAAACUACUUUUUAAAUAUAAGGUAUUGUCAUGGUUGGUUUUUUGGUAUGUAUGUUUAUCUUUCUGUUCCAGUUAGUAUGUUCUGAACUUUCAGAUCAAUUUCCAAAUGUUUUUCUUUGAAUUUUCUGUAAUAUCAACUUAUUGUGUUGUAGAAGUUACAAAGUAAAUACAAAUUUGGAUGUGACCCAACUGAUUAAGUGCUUUUCUAAAUUAUA
Molecule: messenger RNA, 1225 nt
Organism: Galeopterus variegatus (Sunda flying lemur)
Lineage: Eukaryota; Metazoa; Chordata; Mammalia; Dermoptera; Cynocephalidae
Product: ret finger protein-like 3
Exons: 2
Coding region: 1-867 (288 amino acids)
Molecular function (GO): protein binding
Source: RefSeq, a predicted model, not a curated record